Molecule: messenger RNA, 3419 nt
Organism: Sycon ciliatum
Lineage: Eukaryota; Metazoa; Porifera; Calcarea; Leucosolenida; Sycettidae
Product: tRNA-splicing endonuclease subunit Sen2-like
Exons: 2
Coding region: 270-1847 (525 amino acids)
Biological process (GO): tRNA splicing, via endonucleolytic cleavage and ligation; tRNA-type intron splice site recognition and cleavage
Cellular component (GO): tRNA-intron endonuclease complex
Molecular function (GO): nucleic acid binding; tRNA-intron lyase activity
Source: RefSeq, a predicted model, not a curated record
AACUACAAAUAAUUAUUUGCAAGCGCCUCCACUACAGUCAUACAUAGUAAUAAUCCUGCUGAUCUCUGUGUUCAUGGUGUUGUUCUUUUGCUGUGAGUAAUUCAGUUCAGGUGUUGAGUUUAGCGUGAUCACAGCAAAAGGUUGUUGAAGGUAGAUUUGGAGCUCUCCAUUCAGCACAAAUAAUUGAAAGUUUUCCUGGUAAAAUUCUCUUCCAAUACUACUUACUAGCCUAAUAAUAAGGGAUAAUGACGAACAACUGAGUUGAUGAGAUGGCAACUAAUCGUGGCAGGAAGAAACGGAAGGCCACUGCGUCUUUCACCUUCCCGAUCCCACCAUUCGUAAACAAACAAGUAGACUGCGAUGAGGACACCUUGCCGCCAGCUCAGUGGCCGAAAUAUCGUGGAUGCCUUGUUGGCACAAGUGUGUGGAUUGACAAUUGUGCGGAGGGCUCGAGUUUGGACAGUCAUGGCAGUUCCAGUGAUGUUAUUCAUCGUUUUGGAUGCUUUGGGAAAGGAACGCUGUCGCGGAGCAAACCGGGAGAUGUGGACAAGGAGCGCAAGAUCCUUGAUGUUCGUCGACCAAACGUUAACCUUGUCACAAGGCGACAUGAAGCCGAGCUGCAGGCACAGCGAGAACUAGCACGUGAUCGAGUAUGCCUUGAUCUAUGUCAUGCUGACCCAGAGCAAGUGAAUAGUCUGUGUACUGAACAGGCUUUGGAAGGUCGUGUUGAAAUCCUUGACCCAACACUGGCUGCGGCUGAGGAGGAAGAACUGGCCAGUUUCCGGGAGCGAGAGCGCUCGCCGGAGAUUUCCCACUCAGAUACUCUGAUCUGGGUGCCUGCGGCUGUUUCCGAGCCGUCGCAAGCCAGCGUGGAACAAGUUUUUGAGUUUGCUCCUGAUGAUGACUGGGGAGUGACGACAACGACAACUCCAUUGAGUACUGCAGACCAUCAAGAAGAUCUGGCAGACACCAUACAUGAUGAGCCCAUGGUGACUGAAAGUAGCGAUGAACUGCCCGAUGUCAGCCCGAUAGGUUUAUCUCAGUUUGCGGAUGGACGGUCCGUGGUGUCUGAGUGUGCUGAGGAAGCUGAAGCUAGACAGCCAAUGCUUGGCUCCACAGCACCAAGCAACAGUGUCAAAGACCCAGAUGCAUGUGCAGCAGAUUUUGGCUUGAGCAAAGCUGAACCAGAAGAGCAUGUUUUAAUCUCUCAAGAUGAGAAAACUGAAGCAGUCACCAUUUCCGACCACUAUCACUUGCCUUUUAGAGAACGCUUAGUAUUGACCGUGGAAGAAGCUUUCUUUCUUCACUUUGCUCUUGGCUGUCUUGAUGUGUAUGUCAUUGAUGACGGCAAUGGAAAAGAGAGCACUAGUUUCAGCACAAGGGAGCUGUGGCUGACAUGUUGCCGAGUGCAGACUGGCUUUCUCUAUCGCUACGUAGUGUACCACUACUUCCGUGCUAAGGGCUGGGUGUGCCGGCCUGGUCUCAAGUUUGGUGUUGACUUUCUCUUGUACCGCACUAGCCCGGAGUUCUACCACUCUGAGUACGGGGUGGUGAUUUCCAGAGACACUGGAGAAGAACAAUCUUCCUCUCCUUCCACCUCAGCGCCGUCAUCUCUGAACAGUCCAACGGUCUGCAGUGUUCCUCCAGCAUGGCCUCCAUCUUGGCUGGAUUUGAUUCGCGUUGGCCGCGUUGGCGAGGGUGUCAUGAAGACUAUAAUCCUGGCGGUGGUACUUCGGCCUGGACAUCUGCCUACAGAAGAUGCUGACUGUUUUGACCACCUUCAUGAGUUCUCUGUUCAGGAGCUGGUACUGGAUCGGUGGGUUCCAAGUCGCACCAGGCAAUCAUAGAAAGAGGACAGCCGGAUGAAGUUCUCCAUCUUCAGAGCACCGCAAGCUUGUUUUGUAUACAGACUUUGCAAUUGAGAUCUUUUACUUUUAGAGUUCCUUUUUUAAUAUGCCAAAUUCGAGAAAACGGUUUAGAGAUGUGGGCAACGUUAUAAAUUAGCCAAUCAUAUUUAUUCACUUGUUUUUAGGCCCUAUGAAUAAGCGCCGAGGAGACUAGACCCUGAUUUGUGGUAUUGCAUUACAGUUUGAUCAUCAACUCUAAUGGGGAUGCAGAACACAGAAUAUGGUGUUGAACUGCAUGCUUGGCCAGGGUUUCCUGGGAUCUCAUAAUAUAUUUUUACUUACACACAAUGCCAUGUCAGUCUUGAUAUCCGAUACUCACUUCAUUAGAAGCCCCUCUUGAAUACCCCCCCCCCCCCACACACACAUACACAACUGUUUGAAAAAAGAGGCCACCAUACUGUUAGGGAAAUGCUAACCAUCUAAUUAAAAUUUACAGAUGAAGUCCAUCGGCUAGAAUUCUAGAGUUGUCCUGUGAUGCAGGAAAUUAACCAAUCCACUGCUAGAAUACUGGUGUUGUAAUAUUGAUAUGUCUGAACUCUAAACCCAUCCUACAGAAGAAGCAGCGUACCAGAACAGACAGCCCUGAUGAGUGUUUGCUGCCGACGUGAAAUCAAGAUUCCGAUUUUCUUUUCUAUUUCUUGCACUGUACAGUAGUGUCGGCGUGUCCAAGAACGUUGUGUCCAAGGGGUUAGCCUGGGGCGUUCUUAGUUUUCAGCAAUCCGCCUGCGUUCUUAUAGCACGUUCUUAGAAACAAUCAUAUGUGGAUCAUAUCUGAAUCGUAUGUAUCCCGAAAGCUGCCGGAAAACCAGCACCCCCGUUCUUAGCUUUAGGCUGUGGCGUUCUUAGCAUUUCAGGCUGGACGUUCUUGGGCUCCAUGUUUUUCGGCGCACGACUCUACUGUACUUCUCUAGGGCUGUGAUCGUUUGGUCAGACCCAUAGGAUCCACUCGAUGUACAGUGAUCGAUUGGUCGAAUCCCGAUCCUUCAGAUUUGGAUCCGAGCAACCCUGCUCCGGGAGCAGGGUUGACCGGAUCCAACAUGCAGAUUCAUUUUUUGCCAAACAUGACGUUUGUACGUGUUUGGCGGGUAAAUGAUCAUUGUGAUAUGCAUUUUGUACACAUACACGUGGAAAAGCGGUGCACCUUGCAGAUGCGUACGAACCUGGAGUAACUUUUCGAUUAUCGUUUUUCUACCUCAACAUGGUCACGGUAGCAGUAUGUUCCAAAUGUGAUCGGUUGAUUCUGAGGGAUCCAGUGGAUCGGGGAUUUGGAUCUUGAACCGGAUCCGACGAAAUGAUCACAGACUCCCCGGCCGAGUCGUGUUUCACUUUUGUUCUGCAUUCUGGAUGUGUUGCGGCCAUCUACAAAAAUUCUUCUUCACCCCGUUGCUUUUCCCAUUAGGAUCCCACCCUUGCAGAAUAUUGGAAUGAAGGUGUGACGAUUACAUGAUUGUACAUUUGGACAUUGACUAUAUGCAUGUACAUAUCCGACUGAUCAAUUAUCUGGAAUUGGAU